UGGAAGAGAGAGCUGUUCAUUCACUCCCUCCCACCUACAACUCCUGCCAGCACCGAGACUCGAACCUGCGACCUUCUGGUUACAAGUCCAAAUCUCUAACCAUUAGGCCACAGCUGCCCCCCUACAUGUGAAUAGUCCUUAAAGCCCUUGUCCUCCUCUAUAGAAAAUGGCUGAAAGUCACAAGCAAUCAUUCUCACCAGAGCCUCAUCAAGUUUGCUUUGUCUUAAUGGAUCCAUUGGUCUUGUUACAAAUCUGCUCAUUGUAGUUUGUUGUUGUGGCCUCCUUGACCCUAACUGCUCCUUGGAUGUUGGUGUGUGCUGCUGGUGUACUGGAUGCUGUAGAUGUGGUCAGCGUGCCAGACAAAGCCGUUAAAGGUCCAGCAGAAAAAGUGCUGUCUUGAGUGACAGUUGUCCUUCAGCUGAACCAUUGGUUAAACCUUUGUGUGACCCAAGCACAUUAUAUUUCUAAGUAAAUCACUUUAACUCUCCAGUUUUAUUUCAGUUUGGGUUACAACUGUUGAAGCUGAAGUUAUCAUAACCUUAGUGUUUUAAACUAACAUUAAUAAUUCAAAUUCAAAAUGUUAUUUGCUUUUAAUUUAUGUUAUUAUAUUCUUUUUGAGCAAUCUUCUUUUACAUAUAUCAGACCAAUAUGUCAAGUCUGCCUAGGAAAAGCAAUUAUUAUACCAGCAAACUCAAAAUUGGAGUAAAAAUGAACAAACUAGGCUAUAAAUACUUUGUAUUGUAGGCUUGGAUUAUUAUAUUAUUAUAUAGCCUAGUGUUUAUUUACAGAUAGACGGUCAAAAAGAUAAAUUAAUCAAUAUUUUAUUUAUAACAGGGUUUUAUUUAUUUAUAAAAUAAUAACACACCACAGAUCCUCAAGAAACAGUAACAAAAACAUAGUGACAGAAAUGUCAGAAAUAGCUUCUGGAGCUGUCAUGUGAUAAUUGAACGACUCAAAAACCCGAAAGUUUCAUUCACUUUUUCUCAGUCUGUGCAGGCGGGGCGCUGGUCAGCUCUCUGUCAGUGUUUCUCUUUCCAUUUCGAUGUUUGUGUUGCUGUGAAAAUGGCGUCAGCAGCAGGUAGACACAGUCCACAAUGGGAUUGUCCUAACAUGAGUGAUCUGAGGAUUGUUCUGCUAGGAAAGAAUGGAUCAGAAAACAGACGAGUGGCAAACACUAUACUGGGAAGACCAGUAUUUGACAGUGAAGCUCCAUAUUAUUCACAGCAGCACAGUGACAGAAUCAGUGGAGAGCUGGAGGAGAGAAAGAUCACAGUCAUCAACACUCACCUGCUCCAGUUGAAUCUCCCACAGGGAGUGAUAAUAGAUGGAGUGAGAGACUGUGUGUCUCUGUCUGCUCCAGGACCUCAUGUGUUUGUACUCGUUCUGCAGAAUAAUGACUUCAGUGAGGAGGACAGACACAGAGUGAAAUAUGUGCUGAACCUCUUCAGUUACCAGGCCAUGAAACACACUAUAGUGCUGACUACCGAUGAUGAGCCACGCAGAACAACAUUAACUUCUAGGAAUAACACUAUUCAUGAUAUAAUAAAGGAGUGUGGAGGAGGACAUCUGAAGUUUAAUACAGUAAGCACAGGAUGGCGCUCUGAGAUGUUCAGAAGGACAGAAGAGAUACUCAAGAAAGAAUGUAUAGAAUUUCUCUUCUGUGACAUGUGUGAGGAUGAAGAUAAAACACAAGUGGAUGAAGAUCUGAGAAGAUCUGGAGCUUCAGUCAGAGGAGACGACAAAACGUACACAAAACCAGCAAGCACUGGAGGAGUGACGACUGCUGGGAAAGCAAAGCUGAACAUUGUGCUGUGUGGAAAUAAUCCAACGCUCAAGAACUCAGUUUCUAGAAUCCUUAGAGGAAUAACGAGGAAACCUGAGAGAGAGAUGAGCAAUGUGUGUGUGAAGAGCGAGGAGACGAUCGAUGGACGUCAGAUCAGUGUAAUAGAUCUUCCAGCUCUCUCUCGUCUCUCAGAGGAGGAAGUGAUGUGUCAGACUCAAAGCUGUGUGUCUCUCUGUGAUCCUGGAGUUCAUGUGUUCAUCCUCGUUACUCCAGUUACUAUACUUACUAAUGAAGACAGAGCAGAAAUGGAGAAGAUUAAAGAAAUGUUUUACUCACAAGAGCACUUCAUGGUGCUUUUCAUCACUGAACUCACUGUUGAUGAAAGUGUGUCAGAUUUUGUAGAAUCCACAGAAUCUCAGAGGAUUGUGAGUCUCUAUGGGAGUUGGUACAGUGUGAUGGGGUUAAAGGACCAGAGAAACUCUGAACAGAUCUCAAAGCUGUUUGAUCGUAUAGAGAGCAUGAAGACUAUACCCUAUUCUCUUCAGAUGUAUAUGAGAGCUUCAGAAAAGAGAGUCAGACAUGAACUAGAAGAGAAAUUGAGAGUGAGAGACAAUGAAGUCAAAGAGCAACAGGAGAAGAGCAAAACACUGGAUGAUGAAGAUUCAGCAUCAGAUCCAGGAGAUUUAAGAAUCUUGCUGUUUGGGGGAACAGGAAGGGGAAAGUCUACAACAGGAAACACUAUCCUCGGAAACAGAAGGUUCCAAAGUAGACACAGUUCGCGUUUGGUGACCACUGUUUGUCAGAAGGGAGUUGGUGAAGUUGAUGGUCGAUCAGUAGCUGUUAUUGAUACUCCAGGACUCUUUGACCCCUCACUGACAAAAGAACAAGUUGUGGAAGAAAUAAUGAAAUGUGUUUCACUGUCAGCACCUGAACCACAUGCGUUCAUCAUUGUGCUGAGUGUGGGAAAAAUGACUCCAGAGGAGAAAGACACUUUACACAUGAUAAAGAUGAUCUUUGGCUCAAAAGCAGCAGAUUUCUGCAUUGUUCUCUUCACUCGAGGAGAUGAUCUGAGAGGACAAACAAUACAGCAAUAUGUAGAGAGACAUGAUGAACUCAAGAAACUGAUCAGUGAAUGUGCAAACAGAUUCCUGGCUUUUAACAACACAAGAAUACAAGAUCAGACACAAGUUACUCAGCUGUUAUGCAUGAUAGAAGAAAUUAAGAAAUUUAAUCAGGGUCAAUAUUUCACUAAUGAGAUGUUUGAGGAGGCAGAGAUCUCCAUUGAACAGAGAAUUGAAAUGAUAGAGGAGAAUGAAAGACAAAAUCUUACUCAAAUUAAAGAAUUUCAAGCUAAAUAUGACAGGGAAGACAAAAACAUAAGAAAGAGACUGGAGGAGAAGAAACAAAAGAUUGCUGAGAAAGGAGACAGACUAAAGAAGAAGUUCAUAGAAAAGGAGGAAACAUUCAGGAGAGAGUUUGAGGAGAAAGAAAAAUCAGAUCAGAAGAAACGAGAGACGGAGGAUCAGAAACGAUCAGAAGAAGAGAAACAGCAAGGAGAUGAAUAUCAUCUGAGAAUAGAGGAGAUGAAGAGAGAGAUAGAAGAUCAGAGAAUACAGUAUGAAGAAGAGCUAAAAGAAAGAGAAGAAGAAUAUAGAAAGAGAGAGGAAGAAUAUAAACAAGAGCGAGAAAAGAUGAGAAAUGAGCAGGAACACAUCAUGACAGAGUUAAGAAAAAAACAGGAAGAGGAAAUAAAAAAGAGAGAUUCAGAGGAACAAAUGAGGAAGGAACAAGAAGAGAAAGAGAGAGAAGAAUGGAAAAGAAAAAUAAAAGAUGCUGAAAAUGACAAAGAGACUCAAGAGGAAAUUAAACAACAGCAGAGAGAAUGGGAGGAAGAGAAGAAACGACAGAUGAGAGAACUAGAGGAAGAGGAAAGAGAGAGAAAAGAGAAACUCGAGGAACAACUGAGAGAAAAACAAGAAGAACUGGAGAACAAGAGAAAGACGUGA
This is a messenger RNA of Cyprinus carpio (common carp), 3789 nucleotides long. Its product is annotated as GTPase IMAP family member 8-like. Lineage: Eukaryota; Metazoa; Chordata; Actinopteri; Cypriniformes; Cyprinidae. Gene Ontology annotation, molecular function: GTP binding. The transcript has 6 exons. The coding region runs from base 1063 to 3789 and encodes 908 amino acids. The record is from RefSeq and is a predicted model, not a curated record.